Diachasmimorpha longicaudata is the source of this 5127-nucleotide messenger RNA. RefSeq lists its product as uncharacterized. The transcript has 2 exons. NCBI's taxonomy places the organism in Eukaryota, Metazoa, Arthropoda, Insecta, Hymenoptera, Braconidae. The record is from RefSeq and is a predicted model, not a curated record. The coding region runs from base 4516 to 5085 and encodes 189 amino acids.
CUAGUAAAUUUGCAGAGUGUCUUUGAACUUGAAUUAGUGACAGAAUUUGGUAAUAAUCGCAUUGAUAACAUAUCCAAUUAAUGUUUAUGUUACCUGAAUUAUUUCAAGUCUAUUAAUUUUGUCAUUGCUCUUUCCAUUCCCUGGUGACUUCGCAAUUACGGAAUCUGCUAAAAAGCCUAUGGAACAAUAAAUUCAAUGGAAUAUUCUGGAAAAUGAUGCUGAAAAUUAUGAACCGUGUCCGCAUUUAGCCAGCGCAUGUAAAUUCUUUGUCAUUAGUAUUAUAUUCCACGUUCUUUCACGAACGAGCACGUCCUCGAGGUGAUCUUGACCUCCUUGUCCCUCGGAAGAGCGCUCCCUAGGUCGUUCAUGCAUCACCCAGGACCGAUGACCUCCAAAAAAUAACGAAAAUGUUUAUUUUGGAUAUGUAAACUCAGCACUUUGCCAAAACAUGAUAAACAUCCCGCGGCAGUGAGUCUCUAUGGAAAUAUUCACGAUGAGUGCAAUGCCCUGCUAUCAUUAUCACCUCCGAAAGCGUCUCAACUCGUAAAGUAAUUCCGACAAAGCGACUUGAGUUUGCAUUUAACGUUGAAAAAUCCACAUUAAAAUAUCUGGAAUCGAAGUUUGGCAGACGUCCAUCGGCCAUUGCGUCACCCACCAGAUACUGCCCUCGAAUAUCUCACUCGAAAUAUCCCCUGAAGUGUUCAUGACGUAUCCAACAUCCGCUCGUUUCUGCAUCGUAUUCAUUGUACAUUUUCCAGGAAGAAAUUCCCACCUAAUAAAAAACCCGAAUAAAAUCACAAAAAAACCGAGAGAAUGAGCUGACACACCGAUACCUCAUCUCUAAAACCCGUUAUUCGGUGUCUCGAUUUUCUAACAAAGGAGGUACCAGGUUCACAAGACAUUGGUCGAGGCGUUAAAUGGCCCGAAGUGUGGGCAACCGGUUUAGCCAACAGUUGGUAGGAGCAAGGACGUAUCACUUCGUCCAAAUUCAUGCUGAGGGUUCGAGGAACAAUCAACCGGUUUUGAUUUAUCAAUAUUUUUUUAUUAUUCUCGAGUCCAAUUAUGCAAUUGUGAGCAUUUCAUCCUGGUGACUCGCCUCCUGGUAACGAGACACAGGAAAUUUUUGAAAAUUAAUUCUUUGGAGAACAGUUAUUGAUGAUUGAAGAGCAGACGACAAGAGCGACAAAUUUCGCUGCCCCAAUAAUAGGAAUGACAGUUCGUUCUAACAUUUUUCAUUGAAAAAAUAAAAAUACUCAGCACAAACUCAUCAACCAGCAAUAUCACUCGUUGUUUAACCAACAGAUACGCUGAAUGUUAAUCCCCAUGUCAUCAUUCGAGGAAGGAGGAGUCAUUUGGCAAGACAAACCCGUUAUUUUAAAUUCCUCCCACUCCAAAUUCAUCGCCACGUGCGAUUAAUUUCUCGUGCACGCGUGUAUCUAAACAUCUAUGACCCAGUGCAAUAGUCGUACACGCGAAGUUUAUAUUUAUUCACCGGUUAUAAGUUAAUUCCCCAGUGUCUUCGGAAUUGCACAAUUUAUGGCAUUCUACCGGGUUACGUUCAACAUGUUGUGGCAUGGUUAAUGCAUAAACCUAACGUUUAACUAUGGAUUAAGCAGACACAAUGUCUCCACUAAUAACUUUUGGCAUCACAAAGCGAUGUGAUUCAUCAUUAGCCCGCGUUCUAAAUGUCUUGAGUUAUUCAUCGCAAGGGAGAUUGAAUUUAAUGUGCGGAUGUGCGAACUAUUCACCAGGGAAUUUCUCCCCACUAUCGGCGAUAUUUCAUACAUACUUCAUUCUACAUAUUAAAGUGUUCAUUGAGGAUGAAGUCGUUGGAACGUGAGCAUUACACGUUUCACGAGGUAUAUCCUUCAUGGAUGGUGCACUCCAUUGAAUCGAAUCACCUCUUAAAAAUCUUCUUCCAGCUUUUCUCCCCAGGAAAGGGACGACUUUUAGAUCAUCAACGAGAAGUACGGGGCGGAAAAAUUCUGUGAUCAUUUCAUAAUAUUUAAUAAUAAUAAUGUAAUGAUAUAUGUCUGUGAUUCAGAUCCAUAUUCUCUCACUAAAAGGUUACAAUAAUAAAAAUUUGUGAAAAGUUAGAACGACAAAGUAGGAAAGCCUUCAUCAAUCAUUUCGUAUCUAAACCGCUCCAUAAACGUUUAUCCAGCUGUAAAUGAAAUGAGUGAUAAUAGCCACCAAUAUCAUCUCAGAGGUUUCUUCAAUUGAUACUAGGAAAACAAGGCCGAAUGGCAUAAUUGCUGUAGACUCACUCAAAUGAAAUUGGGAGUCAUGCUGACUUCAAUUAUUCACUCUCCAUGUCCUCCGUCUCUCUAAUUACGGGGGAUCACGUGGGGUGAUUAAUGUUUUUCCCGUCCAAAAAGGCCUAAUGACAGUCUGAUAACAGCAAUUACAUGUGCUUUUGAAAACGAAAAAGAAAUCGAAAUAUCUUUUCCAUUUCAAAGGAAUUUGUCGCCAGCAUAUGUCGCUACGCGGGGGCCUUCAGCCCAUUUUACAUAUUUUUACGUGGCUAUCCCCCUCUUUUCUCGAUACUCUCGAAAAUUCUUGAAAAUACACCCCAGGGGACACGCAACAGUGGAAAUUUCCUCUGGCUCACAGACAUAUCCGUCUCCGUCAGACCUCCCUUUCUUCUCCAAUUCCCUGGGACAUAGAAUGGGCGAUGCUGCCUCAUUGAUGCUUAGAUUACUAAUUAUUUUAUUUAUUUACCCUUUGAAACGUUCGCAGAAAGCGAAUAAUUGGGUAGUUUACUGCUGAGUUAAAAUUGCAACGAACCACGAAAUGGGCUGAAGCAAAAGGAGAAAUACAACUAAGACCCUACUCUGGAAUUACUCCUUGUUCGUAAAUUCGUUCUUUGUGUUGUGUGAGGAAUGAUUCUAUUUCUCACUAAUGAAGUCUUUGUUUAUCCCAAGAACACCGAUUCGUACUUCAAAAACUAUUAUCUUUAUUGAUUUUAUUAGAACAACAAUUUCAGUAAAGUACAAAUAAAAAAUUAUAACUUUUUUUAGAGUACAAACACUUUGAAAAAACAAUUCUCAGGGUGUGGUUUCCACAACGUAUUAUUAGACGCAACAUAAGUUCUUUGUUCACUUCUGAAGCUGUGGAGAAAUACCUCACGUGUUCAUAAAAAACAAGGAAACUGUUGCUCUUAUUUUUCUUGUUUUCUACGAUGACUGAUUCCUCGCAGUCUUUAAAAUUCUUGAACAAUAUUCCAAAAGCUCGGGACCUUGUAAAUUAAAUGAAUCAUAAGCACAGAGAACGUUUGAAAGAAAGACCCAUUCAUUAUUUACUGGCGUGAUAAGUACACGAUAAUAAUUUGCUAAUUCCAUUUACUAUCCAUUGAAGCGCUUUCAUUACCUGUGGAGUCGUAAGGUGACCAAGUGCAGACCUACAAGUGCUACUGAUGUGGGAUAUAAAUAAUGGCUUAUUAGAAGACGAGAGAGGAAGAACAGAACAAAGACUACGGCAAUGGCUUGGUGAUAGUGACGUCAUGACAAUGACGAAUCGUCUCCAUGCUGUCUCGUAGGUCAGACGUUCACCUUCGGUCAUAACAGUUCCGGUGAUCGAUAUUCAGGGAAUAUUUAUGGAUGACCGCGCCUUUUUUUUUAUUGAUACGACUCGAUCGGGAAUAUAUUGGGAUCGCAUUGUUUGUGGAACGUUUGAAGAGGAAAUUUAUAGACAAUGAGAAUUGUUCGACCAGUUAAUUACAUCUGAAUAUUCUUCUGGUAGUUAAUAUUAAUAAUGUAACGAGAGAUAAUGUUCUAAAUAAUGUCGGGGACCGAUUGCUCUGAAGUUCUUUCACUUCGAAACCUUCACUUAUUAAUCUGACAGUUGUAGUAAUUCCUUAUUUCGAUCGCUGAACUCAAAAUUUCUAGUAUUCCAAAUCAAUCUAUAAAUCGAGGGUAAUGAAAGUUUUCUUGUCCCUCUUCGUACUCCUCCUCAUAGCAUUUCUCGGGGUCGUCUACCUAUUCCAUCAAAAUCAGAACGCAAAUCCUGAUACCCUGAAACACACAUCGACUCAAGAUGGGUACUAUUGCCCUAUGAUCCCUGCUCCGAAGUAUCCACCAAGUUCAACUAUAAACUUUGAGGUUCAAGAGUAUUGCAAGGUGCUCGAGGAGAACGGGUUCACAUGGGAUUCGUCGCAGGAAACCUUGAAAAGUUCCAAAGUUCUCAGAUCUAAUGAAGUAUGCGCUCAUCUGGCGCAACGGUACUGCAGCCGCAAUAACCCAAAUGGCAGACAUAAACCUAGAAUCUCCCUCAAGUCAUCUGCGAGAAGAGACUCUUCUCGCGACACCUCACCCUCAACAAGAACUGACAAGACUCCCGAGCCCAGUUGCAAAAUCUUCAUAAAAGCAUCCUCCCUUCAUCAAGGUUGAGUAUUACCAACUCAAGCUCACACUACCAUCCACAACCCUCGUCCAACCUCUCCCAAUUCCUCACCGAAAGACGCCAUCACCAGGUAACCAACCCCAUUUCCAGAAAUUGGAAAAUCUGAGAUGCGAAAUGCAGCGACGAUGCAGGUCCUGUGGGCCCCGACGGAAGGACAGGUCGCCGUCUUCCUCGGAUGGCUCGAGAGACCCGGAGAUCCCUCCAGUGUCUAGACUUGCGAGAUGCCGAGGAGCAUCUGUGAAAGUCGCUAAGUUGUGUACGAGGAAAACCAGUGAAGUUUACCAGAGGUUCAUCCUCCGAACGUACAAGAAUAACAAGCAGCUGUUAGACGAUGUUGGAUUGGGAACCCUGGCAGUCAUUGUCCUUUGGAUUUUGUACAGGGAAUUUUGCCUGUGCUUCACGGGUCUCCUUUGGAACGCAAUGGCCAAGGGCAUUGGUAUAUUUGGGUGCACUGUCCUAUUGAUCAUCCUCAUUAGUAACCGGGAACGGCCUGAAGAUGUCCAGACCUCGAGAGUUCCAGAUGCGGCUGACCAAGGAAAUGAAGGGACAAUGGGAAAUAGGAGUCGUGCGGAAAGUGGUAAUCAGGAGUCUCGUAGUCGUGCAGAAAAUAGGAAUGAGCAGGAUGAUAGUGGGGCAGCUGCUAGGCGAGACCGCAGACGAAGGGAGAGGAGGCGUCGAGAUUGAAAGGUUGAAGGAAUUGAUCAGUUCGAUAGGAAAAAAUUGAAU